AUGAGCUGCACCAUCAAAAGAACAUCUAGUACCUCGUACAGGAGCGGCGGAGGUGGAGGCGGCUGCGGUGGCGGCAGUGGCAGGAGCUCCUCCGUCUCCUGCAGGCGAUAUGCCUCCUCUGUCAUAGGCGGUGGAAGCUAUGGUGGGGGAGCGUGCAGCACGGGCUACGGAGGGGGCAUGAGCGCUGGCAGCCUUACGGGAGGCUUCGGUGGUGGCUUUGCAGGAGGCUUUGGUGCUGGGGGGGACAUGCUUCUGAGCGGCAAUGAGAAGGUCACCAUGCAGAACCUCAACGACCGCCUGGCUGCGUACCUGGACAAAGUGCGACGGCUGGAGGAAGAGAACGCUCAGCUCGAGCACCACAUCCGGGAGUGGUACAGGAAACAAGCUCCCAGUGUUUCAAAGGACUACACCUCCUACUACCAGACCAUCGAACAACUCCAAAAUCAGAUCAUUUCUGCCACUGUGGACAAUAACAAAAUGAUUCUGGACAUCGAUAACAGCAAGAUGACUGCUGAUGACUUCCGAAUGAAGUAUGAGAAUGAGCUGGUCAUCCGUCAGACUGUGGAGGCUGAUAUUAAUGGCUUGAGAAACAUCCUGGAUGACCUGACUCUGGUUAGAUCUUCACUGGAAUCUGAGCUAGAGUCCCUGAAGGAUGAGCUGAUCGCUCUCAAGAGAAACCAUGAGGAGGAAAUGAGACAGCUGCAGUCCCAAACUGGUGGCGACGUGAGCGUGGAGGUCAACGCUGCUCCUGGCGAAGACUUGACAAAGAUACUGAACGACCUGAGAAACGAAUACGAGCAGAUCAUCGAGAAGAACCGCAGAGAGGUUGAGCAGUGGUAUGAAGUCAAGAUUGAAGAAGUCAACCGGCAGGUCACUUCUAGCAGCCAGGACAUCCAGACGAGCAGCCACCAGCUCACGGAACUGAGACGCGAAAUGCAGAACCUGGAGAUCGAACUGCAGGCGCAGCUCAGCACGAAAAACUCCCUGGAAAACUCCUUGGCAGAAACCGAAUCUCGCUACGGCUGCCUGCUGCAACAAAUCCAAGGGCAGAUUCACUCUGUAGAGGAGGAGCUGGCCAGCAUCCGCUGUGAGAUGGAGAGCCAGAACCAGGAGUACAAGCCUGGGCAUCAAGACCCGACCCGCCUGGAACAGGAGAUUGCUCAGUACCGGCUGCAGGAGGGACAGCAAGACAUUGUUACGUCCCAAGGAGCUUAUCAAGGAGGUGGAAAAUCAUCCCAUUCAUAUUCUUCUACUUCCUACUCUCAUUCCCAGUGUGGUGACAUGACAGGACAGUCAAGAGUGUGCUAG
Nipponia nippon (crested ibis) is the source of this 1308-nucleotide messenger RNA. NCBI's taxonomy places the organism in Eukaryota, Metazoa, Chordata, Aves, Pelecaniformes, Threskiornithidae. The record is from RefSeq and is a predicted model, not a curated record.